This is a messenger RNA of Arvicola amphibius (Eurasian water vole), 1578 nucleotides long. RefSeq names its product saccharopine dehydrogenase (putative) (gene Sccpdh). The record is from RefSeq and is a predicted model, not a curated record. NCBI's taxonomy places the organism in Eukaryota, Metazoa, Chordata, Mammalia, Rodentia, Cricetidae. Gene Ontology annotation, biological process: glycolipid biosynthetic process. The transcript has 12 exons. Bases 128 to 1417 code for a protein of 429 amino acids. Gene Ontology annotation, cellular component: plasma membrane; lipid droplet; mitochondrion.
GCGCUCUCGGCGCGGCGACGGCGGCCAGGCCAGCGGCGGUUGCUGCGCCCGGUACUGGGGUCGCGGCCUGAGGCGCAGGCGCGGUGGACUCAGUCCGCCCCGGGCUGCGGCUCGCUGUGGACUCGUCAUGGCGACGGAGCAGAGGCCUUACCACCUGGUGGUGUUCGGCGCCUCUGGCUUCACCGGCCAGUUCGUGACGGAGGAGGUGGCCCGGGAGCAGGUGGCAGCGGAGCAGAGCUCCCGCCUGCCCUGGGCCGUGGCGGGCCGCUCCAAGGAGAAGCUGCAGCAAGUGCUGGAGAAGGCGGCCCUGAAGCUGGGACGACCAACACUGCCAUCUGAAGUUGGAAUAAUUAUCUGUGAUAUCAGUAACCCAGCCUCACUUGACGAAAUGGCUACAAAGACAGCGCUUGUCCUCAACUGUGUAGGACCUUAUCGAUUUUAUGGAGAACCUGUAGUAAAAGCAUGUAUUGAAAAUGGAACAAGUUGCAUCGACAUCUGUGGGGAGCCUCAGUUUCUGGAACUAAUGCAUGCGAAGUAUCAUGAGAAAGCUGCAGAGAAAGGGGUUUAUAUCAUUGGAAGCAGUGGCUUUGACUCCAUUCCAGCAGAUCUAGGAGUGUUAUACACCAGAAAUCAAAUGAACGGUACUUUGACUGCUGUGGAAAGCUUCCUGACUAUCCACACAGGACCGGAGGGGUUAUGUGUUCAUGAUGGUACCUGGAAGUCAGCAAUCUAUGGAUUUGGAGAUAAGGGUACUUUAAGAAAACUACGGAGUGCAUCCUGUCUGAAACCUGUCCCAAUUGUUGGUUCAAAGUUGAAAAGAAGGUGGCCAGUUUCCUACUGUAGAGAGCUGAACUCAUAUUCCAUUCCUUUUUUGGGAUCUGAUAUGUCUGUUGUGAAGAGGACUCAGCGUUACUUACAUGAAAAUUUAGAAGAAUCCCCAGUUCAGUAUGCUGCUUACGUAACUGUGGGAGGCAUCACCUCUGUUAUUAAGCUGAUGUUUGCAGGACUUUUCUUUUUAUUCUUUGUGAAGUUUAGCAUUGGAAGACACCUUCUCAUAAAAUUCCCAUGGCUCUUUUCGUUUGGUUAUUUUUCAAAACAAGGUCCAACACAAAAACAGAUGGAUAGCGCAUCAUUUACAAUGACGUUCUUCGGGCAAGGAUACAGCCACGGUUUUAGUACUGAUAAGAACAAACCAAAUAUCAGAAUCUGCACCCAAGUGAAAGGACCAGAGGCUGGAUACAUCGCUACCCCCAUAGCCAUGGUUCAGGCUGCCAUGACUCUUCUGAAUGAUGCCUCUGACCUACCUAAAGGGGGCGGUGUCUUUACACCUGGAGCCGCUUUCUCCAGAACAAAGUUGAUUGACAGACUCAACCAACAUGGCAUUGAAUUUAGUGUCAUUAGCAGCUCUGAAGUCUAAACAUUCGAAGAUUAACUGAAUCAUAAAAUGCACGAACAACUUCUGUAUUUGCUAUUAUGUGAAAUUCUUCUAUAAACCUAUCUGACUGUAUGUGGAAGACUCAAGUCUAAAUGUCAAGUCUAAAUAUCUAUGCAUUAAAAGCAGGAAACUAUACUAGCUUA